GGGCAGGGCUGGUCCGACCCCGCCGCAGGCUCGCCCAGGGCAGGCGGCAGCACGGACCCUUUUCCUUGAAACACCUCUCGGGCCUUGGCAACCGCCGCGGCUCGUAGCCGGGCCGGCUGAGACGGAGGAUGAAGCAGGCGCUGGUGGACGACACCGAGGAUGUGUCCCUCGACUUCGGGAACGAGGAGGAGCUGGCGCUGCGGAAAGCAAAGAUCAGGCACCCACUGGCCACCUUUUUCCACCUGUUUUUCCGAGUGAGUGCUAUUAUUACCUACUUGUUCUGUGACUGGUUCAGCAACAGCUUUGUUGCCUGUUUUGUCACUGUUCUCCUUCUUCUAUCCUUUGACUUUUGGUCAGUUAAGAAUGUGACAGGAAGACUCUUGGUUGGUUUGCGUUGGUGGAACCAGAUUGAUGAAGAUGGAAAGAGUCGCUGGGUGUUUGAAGCAAAAAGGGUGCCUACAAUAGCUGCCUCAACUGAAGCUGAAGCUCGAAUCUUUUGGCUUGGUCUCAUUAUCUGCCCAGUUAUUUGGACAGUGUUUUUCUUUAGCAGCUUGUUCUCCUUGAAGCUGAAAUGGCUGGCUCUUGUGAUAGCUGGGAUCUCACUUCAGACUGCCAAUUUAUAUGGCUACAUCCACUGCAAAUUAGGGGGAUCAAAGAGCAUCAGCAGAGCAUCUUCAAGGUUUUUUGUCAAAGAUGUUCCUAAGAGACAGACAAGAACUUCAGAAGAGCAAAUUGAAGAACAUGGGAAGAAAGGCACUAAUCAGCUAAGGAAGAACUGAAAGGAUGAGCAGUAAAAAUAAUUAAAGAUCUUGACAUGAAGAACAGCUUUCAUAAAAUGACAGCAUCAUCAGGACUACUAAGCAAGAACCCCACUGACAUGACACCCAAGUUUUCUUCAACAUACUACAAAAGAAGUAAAUCAACUCAGUCAAGCACACAGAA
Dryobates pubescens (Downy woodpecker) is the source of this 942-nucleotide messenger RNA. It is a transcript of the gene TVP23A, whose product is annotated as trans-golgi network vesicle protein 23 homolog A. Gene Ontology annotation, cellular component: Golgi membrane. The coding region runs from base 129 to 779 and encodes 216 amino acids. Lineage: Eukaryota; Metazoa; Chordata; Aves; Piciformes; Picidae. The record is from RefSeq and is a predicted model, not a curated record. The transcript is spliced from 8 exons. Gene Ontology annotation, biological process: protein secretion; vesicle-mediated transport.